Messenger RNA from Tupaia belangeri chinensis (Chinese tree shrew), 1784 nucleotides. RefSeq names its product ALG11 alpha-1,2-mannosyltransferase (gene ALG11). The record is from RefSeq and is a predicted model, not a curated record. The transcript has 4 exons. Gene Ontology annotation, molecular function: GDP-Man:Man(3)GlcNAc(2)-PP-Dol alpha-1,2-mannosyltransferase activity. Bases 41 to 1516 code for a protein of 491 amino acids. NCBI's taxonomy places the organism in Eukaryota, Metazoa, Chordata, Mammalia, Scandentia, Tupaiidae. Gene Ontology annotation, cellular component: endoplasmic reticulum membrane. Gene Ontology annotation, biological process: protein N-linked glycosylation; dolichol-linked oligosaccharide biosynthetic process.
GAAACAACAAAGCACUUCCUGAGUUCGGGGUUGGCGGAAGAUGGCGGCCUCAGAAAGGGGUUUGUGCUUUUGCGAAUUGUUGAGGCUUUUUUAUUCAUUAUUCUUCCCUGGGCUAAUUGUAUGUGGAACUUUAUGUGCAUGCUUAGUCAUCGUCCUUUGGGGAAUCAGACUGCUGCUACAAAGGAAAAAAAUGUCACUGUCAGCUAGCAAAAAUGGGAAAAGUCAAAUGGUGAUUGCAUUUUUUCAUCCAUACUGCAAUGCUGGUGGCGGAGGAGAAAGAGUUUUAUGGUGCGCCCUAAGGGCCCUACAGAAAAAGUAUCCUGAAGCAGCUUAUGUUGUUUAUACUGGCGAUGUUGAUGUCAGUGGUCCACAGAUACUAGAAGGUGCUUUCAGAAGAUUUAACAUCAAAUUAACUCGCCCAGUGCAGUUUGUUUUCUUAAGGAAACGCUAUCUUGUGGAAGAUUCACUCUAUCCUCACUUCACGCUGCUGGGUCAAAGUCUAGGAUCCAUUUUUCUUGGCUGGGAAGCUCUGAUGCAGUGUGUUCCUGAUGUUUACAUCGACUCAAUGGGAUAUGCUUUCACACUUCCUUUGUUUAAGUAUGUCGGGGGUUGCCGAGUUGGAAGCUACGUUCAUUAUCCUACUAUCAGCACUGACAUGCUCUCUGUAGUGAAGAAUCAGAAUGCUGGAUUUAAUAAUGCAGUUUUCAUCACCAGAAAUCCUUUUCUCAGCAAAGUAAAGCUCGUCUACUACUAUUUAUUUGCAUUUAUUUACGGCCUUGUUGGUUCUUGCAGUGAUGUAGUCAUGGUCAAUUCUUCUUGGACACUGAACCAUAUCCUCUCACUCUGGAAGGUGGGGAAUUGCACUCACAUUGUCUAUCCACCUUGUGAUGUGCAAACAUUUCUGGACAUUCCUUUACGUGAGAAAAAAGUAACACCGGGACAUACACUGGUUUCCAUUGGUCAGUUCAGACCUGAAAAGAAUCAUCCUUUGCAGAUCAGAGCCUUUGCUAAAUUGCUGAAGGAGGUGACUGAGUCACCUCCUUCUCUUAAACUUGUCCUCAUUGGAGGCUGUCGUAACAAAGAUGAUGAACUUCGGGUAGAUCAACUGAGAAGGCUUUCUGAAGACUUAGGAGUUCAAGAAGAUGUGGAAUUUAAAAUAAACAUUCCAUUUGAUGAAUUAAAAAAUUAUUUGUCUGAAGCAACAAUUGGCCUGCACACCAUGUGGAAUGAGCAUUUUGGGAUUGGAGUUGUGGAGUGUAUGGCAGCUGGCACAAUUAUCCUUGCACACAAUUCAGGGGGCCCGAAGCUUGACAUCGUCAUUCCUCAUGAAGGAGAUAUAACGGGAUUCCUGGCUGAGAGUGAAGAAGGCUAUGCUGAGACCAUGGCUCAUAUUCUUUCCAUGUCUACAGAAAAGAGACUCCAAAUCCGAAAAAAUGCUCGUGCAUCUGUAAGCAGAUUCUCUGAUCAAGAGUUUGAAGUGACAUUCCUGUCAUCUGUGGAGGAGUUAUUUAAAUAAUGUUAUAUUUGUACAAAUUAAAGAUAUUUCAUAUAAAAUGGUUAAAUACCUUCAUAUGUAAAUAUUUUUCUAAACUAAUUCCCUAUUAAAAUAAAAUCAGCCUAAGCAGUGUUCUGGGCAUUAUGUAUAUAGGCAAGGUAUUUAUUUCAAUAAAAAAUGGCAAAAUUACCUAAAUGGGAAAGGUAAUCCUAUAUAGCUUAGGUGUAAACAUUUUAGGUUAAUCUUCUGAAAUUCUGAAAAUACAGAUCUGAAGAAAAAAGUAACAAUC